Lactuca virosa is the source of this 405-nucleotide messenger RNA. Lineage: Eukaryota; Viridiplantae; Streptophyta; Magnoliopsida; Asterales; Asteraceae. The record is from the annotation of a GenBank genome assembly.
AUGGCAAACCUAACCUUCUCAUUGUGCUCUCUUGGUUUCUUCUUCUGCUUCAUCAUGUGCUCCAGUUACGUACAUGGAAAAACAUGGUGUGUGGCUCAAACCCAAGCUCCAGAACCAAAGUUACAAGAAGUUCUUGACUACCUUUGUGGACGAAUCAACUGUGGGGAUAUCCAACCAGGAGGUUCAUGCUUUGACCCUGAUACUGUGCGAAACCAUGCAUCCUAUGCUAUUGAUAUGAACUUUCGAACUAAUGGCGAAUGUGAUGGAAGUUAUGCUGUUAUCGCUGUGACAGAUCCUUCUUAUGGGGCAUGUGGCUAUCCAUGAAAGAUAAAAGGCAAUGAAUACUUUUAGCGGUCAAUAAAUGAAAUGUUAAAAUGAAGAAUAUGUUUUUAAUUUUGAGUGGAA